Molecule: messenger RNA, 1281 nt
Organism: Ictalurus furcatus (blue catfish)
Lineage: Eukaryota; Metazoa; Chordata; Actinopteri; Siluriformes; Ictaluridae
Product: protein fantom-like
Exons: 7
Coding region: 538-1143 (201 amino acids)
Biological process (GO): non-motile cilium assembly; retinal rod cell development
Cellular component (GO): photoreceptor connecting cilium
Source: RefSeq, a predicted model, not a curated record
CCUAGUGGAGUUUAAUCUUUCAAUUCUAUUAAGGUUCACAAGACAAUUUAAAUUUAAAACAUGGAUUCUAGAUGGAUUCAUGAUAGGCACAGAUUAGAACCUUAUCAGGCCAGUCAUGGCCCAUGCCAUAUGCUUGAAACCCCUGGGUAGUGAGAGAGGGAGGAGGCAAAGACAGAUAGAGAUUACUAAACAGAUUAGCUUGGAGUCUUGGAACAGAGCCUCCCAUGGGGCAACAAGAAAUAUCCUGCAUUAAAAUGAGGCAAGAGCAGAAUAAUGCAAUGAGGUGAGAGUGGAAGAAAGAGAGAGGCAAAUCACAGGAUGGGGUUUCAGAAAAGGAAACAUUAGGACAAAAAAAAUUAGCAGUGACUUAAAAGAGUAAUGACUUAAAAGGUUGAUUGAGUGAUAGGCAGUGGGAUAGAUGAGAAAAAGACUACUGUUCUGAUCAUUAUAGUAAUCAUCACGUUCUGCCACUGGAAUAAUUUCAGCUGCAUUAAAAACGCUGCAGAAACCAAAUAAACAAAAUGUCACUGACUGCGGAUGACAGUUAGGAACAUUCCAGUGAGAGAUGUGGAUCUGAAAGGAGGAUUCAUGCCUGUUAUGCAAGAACCAGAUGUGCGGUCCUCAAGAAGACCACCACAGGUCCUGAAAAAUCAAGAUAUUCAGCAUGUGUCCAAGGUAUCAUUGAAGCAGCUUGAGGACCAAUAUAUCUGUGUACAGGAGGAGACCACACUCCUCAAACAACAUGUUCAUAUACUAGAGCAGAAGCUACACAGGUUCUCCACUAAAUUGUCCAAGCUGAGGAACGGACAUUCUGGUUUGGCUGGGGAGCGGAAUGUUGACACUAAAGACACGAUUGCAGAGUUGAAGGAUUGUGUAGCUACUCUGGAGAGCCAGAAGGAGGUGUUGCAGAGAAAACUUAGCCUGGCCAGACAGCAGAUCUUGGCUCUGGGCAGACAAACUCACCAAAGUCCACGCAUGGGACGGGGUGUACAAGGAGAGGGAGAAGUUACACAGACAGCUCAAACAGUCCCAGCUCUCUGUGCGCUCAGCUCCAUGAAUGAUUACAAAGGACAGACUGAAAGAUUGGCCAGAGGUCACUGCAGGAGAACCAGGGGACUUUGCUCGGAAAAUUGGGGCAGCUGAGUGAGCAACUGAAACAGGAAAAGCAGAAGGUGCUGAUCCUAGAAGGUCAACUUAAUAUUGCCACUGUCUCUCUACACAGCUUGUCAGAGGUACUGCAGUCGUCACUUUCAAAUUAGUGAAUUCAGGACUACUUUUUUU